Messenger RNA from Micromonas pusilla CCMP1545, 366 nucleotides. RefSeq lists its product as uncharacterized. Lineage: Eukaryota; Viridiplantae; Chlorophyta; Mamiellophyceae; Mamiellales; Mamiellaceae. The coding region runs from base 1 to 366 and encodes 121 amino acids. The transcript has a single exon. The record is from RefSeq and is a predicted model, not a curated record.
AUGCGCGCGGCGAGCGCGCCGAUACGCAUCCCACCGCGCGGCCGCGGCGGCGGCGGCGACGACGACGACGCCACCGACGACCGCGAAAGCCGCGGGUCGGAUGAGACGUCGAGUCUCGACGCGCGAGUGCGCGCGGCGUCGACGUCGCCGCUCCCGAAGCGCCUGCGAACGCGCCUGGAGCUGAGCUCGUCGCGGUGCGGACGGCACGUCGCGAGCGCGGAGACGACGCGGCGGCGGCUGGACGCCGCGGAGAAGAAGCGAACGGUGCGCGCGCGGGUCUUCUUCUUCCCUCUUCGCGUCGUAAAGCGCGUUCUAUUUAUUUCACACUGGUUCCCAUACUACCAUACGACCGCGUUCGCGUUGUGA